AUCUUAAAUCACGAAUAUUACGUCAAAAGGCAACUGAGGGCAUGGCAAGCACUUCCCAACAACCUCCACCUUAUAGUGUACCGAACCAGCCUCCACAACAUCAAGGACAACAGUAUGUUCACCAGUAUGUUCAACAGAACCCACAUGGAUUCGUUCAAGCACAGCCCCCAAGAGAAGGAUUCAGUGAUAUUUCCGGUGGAUAUGGAUAUAACCAGCCACCCCAUUCACCCCAACCAAUUGUAAACACAUCAUCGACUAGUGUAGUGGUCUCACAACCGCAAUGUGGACCAACAAUAAUUGUUAAUCCUGCUCCAUACAGCUACAUGACACCAGCAGUAUUGACCUGUAUAUUUUGUUGUUGGAUAACUGGGAUUGGAGCUAUCGUUGCGGCAGCUAUGUCCCAAGGUCAAGCCAGUGAAAUGAAGUAUGACGAGGCGAGAAAGUCGGCUACCAUAGCUAAAAUACUUACUCUCGUAACCCUAUGCUGCGGCAUUGGUGGUUAUGUUAUCUGUAUUGCUGUUGCAGUGGCAGGUAGAAGUACAGAUAAUGGAUACUAGGAGUAUUGCUGAUUCAUAAACUCUUUUACAGAUAACAAUAGGACAAGCAAAAUCCAACAUUAAUUAAAUGUGUUGUGUGAUAAAGUUAUUGUACAUAGUUAAAAUUUAAGGCUGGUCUUUUUGCUGGAACCAUUCAUUAUGAAUUAACAUAUCAACCGAUAUUGAUUUAUUUUUUCUAAAGCUGUUUAGCCAGGGUAAAAUUAUUCGAGAUUAGUUACCAACAAAUAAGAGAGUGAGCCAUCCUUGUGAACAUUAUUGCUUUUUUUCAAUUAUCUUAUACAUCACUAAGUGUAAACACCUGAGCUUUAAGGUUACCUGUUUCACGAUAUUUCAGAUUAUAAUUGUUUUCUUGAUUAUCCUAAUCAACAUGCAUGACAUAUCUGACAGAUUAGCCUUUUUGAAGCUUAAUUUUAAACUAAGUAUGCUACAGUUCAGUUUACUAUUUUAACUGGACUAAACUCAAUACAUUGAUAUCUUGCUUUAUUCAUUCUCUGUGUAUUUAAC
Messenger RNA from Mytilus trossulus (common blue mussel), 1061 nucleotides. RefSeq lists its product as uncharacterized. The transcript has 3 exons. The record is from RefSeq and is a predicted model, not a curated record. Bases 42 to 557 code for a protein of 171 amino acids. NCBI's taxonomy places the organism in Eukaryota, Metazoa, Mollusca, Bivalvia, Mytilida, Mytilidae. Gene Ontology annotation, cellular component: membrane.